Scatophagus argus is the source of this 1245-nucleotide messenger RNA. Its product is annotated as inosine-uridine preferring nucleoside hydrolase-like. Lineage: Eukaryota; Metazoa; Chordata; Actinopteri; Scatophagidae. Bases 154 to 1110 code for a protein of 318 amino acids. Gene Ontology annotation, molecular function: hydrolase activity, hydrolyzing N-glycosyl compounds. The record is from RefSeq and is a predicted model, not a curated record. The transcript is spliced from 9 exons.
GGAAGUUUAACUUUACAGAUUAUGUGCACUUUGGAAAAGGCUCUGGAACUUCACUGAAACUUUUCUGAAAGGCGGCUCUUCAGGUCAGGGCAGUCAGCAGACGCCUCUUUGCCUCUCGAAGCAAACGACAUCCGUAAGGAUCUGAACACCAGGAUGAAGAAGAAGUUGAUCCUCGAUGUGGACACUGGAGUGGACGAUGCUCAGGCCAUCAUGAUGGCCCUCGCAGCUCCCAAUGUGGAGAUUUUAGGGAUCACCUGCACCCAUGGCAACACACCUCUGGAGAACGUCCUCAAGAACACUCUGCGUGUCCUGAAAGUCUGCAACAGGCUGGACAUCCCAGUGUACCGCGGCUGUUCGGAGCCCCUGAUGGCACGUAAACGCCACGCUGGAGAUUUCCACGGGAAGGACGGGCUGGGAGACGUUCCGGAUCCAGAUGCUCCAGGCCUGGAGCUGCUGCAGAAGGAAACAGCUGUGCAGGCCAUCAGCAACAUUGUGAAAGAGAACCCUGGAGAGGUAACUCUAGUGGCCACAGCCCCCCUCACUAACCUGGCUGUCGCAGUACAACUGGACCCUUCCAUCCCUAAGAAUCUGAAGGCCCUAUACAUCAUGGGAGGAAACAUUGAAUCCAGGGGUAACACCACGGUGUGUGGGGAGUUUAACUUCGUGGCUGACUCUGAGGCUGCCUACAUCGUGUUGGACCGCUACACCUGCCCCACCUACAUCGCCUCCUGGGAGUUCAGCUGCAGGAACAGCCUGCCGUGGUCUUUCUGUGACAUGUGGCUGGCCCAGGACACCGAAAAGGCUCGUUUCAUGGAAAAGAUUUCCCGCCACACCAGGGAGAUGGUCCAGACCGAUCGGUACCAGAAGGAACUAGUAGAUGGACCUGGGUUCAACACCUGCGACACCUACGCAGCGGCUGCAGCCAUCGAAGGCAGCCUGGUGACGGAAAGCGAAAAGGUUGCAGUGACAGUGGAGCUGGAGGGGACCUACACCCGAGGCAUGAUGGUGCUGGACUACAUGGAUCUGCUGAAGAAGACGCACAAGGUCACCAUCAUGAAGAAAGUUGACUUGGAGAAGUUUAAAACACUGUUGUGGAAUGCGCUCAAAUAAAAAAGAAAGAAAUUUUGGAGAAUCCAAAAAAACCCACCUAUCUGACACAGAAUAUAUUUUCCCAUCACAAUGUCAAUAAAUGAUUCCACAUUCAUUCCAUGGUAAUAAGCUGAAUAAAAUGACGUCUUUAACACA